GGAAACUCCUGUCAGGCAGACUCAGCAGGCUGUCAGUCGGCAUCAGAGCACCGCAGAAAGGAGGAGGAACAGUCUCCAAACUUCCAGCGGAACAAAGAGGAGUUUCCUGCUUCGUUGGAGAAACUCCGGCAGCUAAUAGAAGAAGAAGUUCACAUCCUACAAUCAUCCAUUGUUGAUCAGGGUUUGGUGUGUGAGGCCACAACAGGAAAAGAGGGACUGCUGGGAUUUGCUGUUCUGAGCCAAGAAUUGACCUUUCACCUCCAGCAGCUGCAGAGACGGACAGAGCAAGAGCUCAGCAACAUACGAACACAACUCUUUCAGAUUGAAGGCCGCCAGCAGCUGCUGACCACUGAGCUGUCUGAUCUUCAGAAGAGGAAGAAACAGGCGGAACAAGAGCUGAAGAGAAACUCCUGCCUUCAGACAUCCACACUUCAGUUGUCUGCUUGUCGGGAGCUUCAGGCCUCGAUCACUGAGCAUUUGGUCCAGUCUGAGAGGCUGGUGUUCCAGGAGGAGGCACUGAGCACGCUCCAUAAUUUACUGACCCAAGACUUGCAAAGGUACCAGGAAGAGAUAGAGAAACUGACCCAUUUCACACAGAAAAUACUCGGAAAACCCCACAGGGCAGACAGAGAGGAAACCUUUACCAACAGGCAGAGCGAAGCCAGCAUGCAGGGAAAGAACGAGACAGAAAACAACAUGCACACACCCGAGUCGUCUUCCGUACAAUCACCACUUAGUCCUCAGCAGACUACCACCAAAGAAGAGUCACAGCAAUCCAAGAGAGCCAGUUAUAAGAGACCAGUAGGCCUGACUCGCAAUUCAGUGCAACGAGCUGGCAGCAUCAAAGACCUGAUUACUAGGUUCUCAGGUCCGGAUCACCAGGUCUCACCUUCCGGUUCUCCACAGAGCCCUAUUAUGGGAGCUGAACGAGUCCAAAAGUCGGCUUCGAUGGAGGCUCUGGAAUCUUCAAAGUCAAGUCCAUCCACACCGAUCAGUGCCAGUCAAGAUGGAAGUUCUAUUCCCAGCAUCAAUGUGACUCCACCCUUCAAGGAAACCAUUCAGAAUGGAGUUGGACCAGUUCAGAAAGGUUCCAGAACUACUCAGAUAACAUCAAGAAUCAAUUUUCCACCAGGGGACGGUGCUGAGUCCAGAAGCCAAACAAACACUGGUAGAGACUCAGUGGCUGACUCUGGAAUGGGAUCGGAGUCAGAACUGGAUUCACACAAGCAGCUGGACAGCCCAUCAGAGGAGGAACCCUCCACGCCCAAAGCAACGAUAAUCAGCCAGAACCCGAAAUAUCAGCUGUACCUCAACAACGAUCUGAAGACCAACGGGUUCAGUGGCAGAGAUGCAGAUGGUCAAGGAAGCGGCGGAGGAUCAAUCGGGGAGAAUGGCCCCAGGAUGUCCCGAUGGGAGACCACCCGGAUUGGGGCGAACCAUUACAAAGGGUCCCUGGAGUGUUUGGCCUCACGAGAUUGGGACACUAUGGCUGACAGGAUGGGUGUCGUUGACAGCCCCCCCAGAGUGUUUAACAGUCCAUACUCCCAAGCCACCUCUUUGGAGUACAACCCCCCUUAUCGAAUGUCUGAAAAGGGUAAACUGUCUCCUGCCACCUCUGAGAUGAACCUGUACACCUAUAACAGUCGCAGCACGAGUCCGGUGGGCAUACAGACGCCGACCCUCAUUUCCCCCCGCCCCCGUUUCUCCACCUACGACACUCUGAGGAGGAGGACGGAGGUCAACAACAUGGUGGUGCCCACACACUACAGCAUGCGCUCUUCCACUCUGGGAGCACCCAAUAAAAAAGACUACAUAGCAGAACUGACCAAACAGCUGGACACCAUACAGAGACGCAACCAGUUCCUGGAGGCAGAGAGUGUGGAGAUGGAGAAGGAGAGGAACCAGAUCAGGUUUGAGAUGCGCGGCCUGCUGGUGAACAACGAGGACCUGCUGAGAACAAACACACAGCUGAACAACGAGCUGAAGCGGCUGAGGGAGCAGAUGAUAGAAAUGGAGAGAGAGAAUCAGUCCGUGGGGGAGCGGUUCAGAGAGAUGGAGAUUGAGGUGAAGCAAGCCAGAGAGGUGAUGGUGGAGGCCAACACUCAGGAGUACGCCUUCAACUUCCUUGAGCAGUCGCUCAAAAAUCGGAUCCAGGAUGCUGAGGAAAAUCUGGACAAGCAGACGCAACACGCUCAGACUCUGGCUGAGAAGUUGUGGCUGGCAGAGAGGCAGCUGGAAGACGUGGAGAGUGACAAAGAAAGCAAAGACAAGAAGCUGUCUGACCUCAGCAACACCAUCCUCAGGCUGGAGACAGAGCUGGGUGAGGCCAUGGCAGCAUCCACUCAGGCUAACGCAGAGAUGAACCUGCAGCAAAAGCUGCGUGAGGAUGCCCAGAUGAGGUUGGACGAGCUGGAGGAGUCCCUGCUGGAGAAGGAACAGGAAGUGCAGAAACUGCAGACCCUCGUGACCAAACUGCAGGGAGAGGUCUCUGGUAAGCUGUUCGAUAGAGAGCGUUCGCUGGAGGAGGAGAUUCAGCUGAGAGAGAGGCUUCAGCUGCAAUGUAAGCAGGCAGAAAGGACUGUGGACGACCUCACCAUGGAGCUGCACAGCACGAACCAAACCAGAGACGACCUGGCCAAACAGCUCAAACUGGCUCAGGAGAAGCUAAUCGACCUAGAGAGCGAUCUGGAGGAGCUGCAUGACAGCGAGCAGAGAUGGGCCGCCAAGCAAAAGAGAGCCAUCGAUCAGACCGAGCAGCUGCAGCUGAAGCUGAUUCAGGAGAAAGAUUUGAACGAGCAGCUGGAAGUUGAGAAAGUGUCAAUGGAAAGACAGCUGCGUCAGCUUCGUCUGGAGGUGGAGGAACUGCGGAGCAACAGAGUACAGGAGGAUGUCAUCUCUAAGACGGAGAUCAGAGUCAAGGAACUGGAGAACUCACUGAGGGUUGAGGAGAGGAACAAAGCAACUCUGACAAACACCAACAGUAAGCUGGAGAGGAAGAUCAACGAGCUGAGUGAUCAGAUGGAGGAGGAGCACCGGAUAGCUACUGAACAGAAAGACCUGAUGACCCAGAGGAUCCGCUCUCUGAAGCGCCAGCUGAAUGAGGCCGAGGAGGAGGCAAGCAGGAAGGAGGCACAGUACCGGCACACCCAGAGAGAGCUGACUGAGGAGAGGGAGACAACCAGCCGCCUACAGAAGCAGCUGCUUGACCAACACCUGCAGACCAAGCGUAAGGAGACCAUGACAAUCCGUCAGACUCUGGAUAACCUGAGGUUGGACCUGAGUGACGAUGACGAUGAUCUGACACUGGAACAUAGUACAAAUGUCACCAAAGUCUAAAAACCCCCUCACUCUAAAUUCCCUCAGCGGGAACAGUGUAUAACCAAAUGAAAAGAUUUUUUUUCCUUCCAGGUUUUAUUGUUUGUUUGUUUUUAAACAGGAAAUGUCUACAGGAUAGUCACUCUUUGAUACCAUCAGGAAAAUUACAUUUCUGAAAAUCUGAAAGGACAAAACAAUCCUGCAUGUAAAUGCACCACAAGUCCUGUACUUUACUGUGUUAGUGCUGUUGUGCUAAAAGCUGAAAUGCAUUUUUUUCCCUUUAGAUGCUCUCCGUGUGUACUAAAGUGUGAUUCUCUGCCCACAUUUUAAAUGUUAAUUCAAAGGGUAGUAACUCUUGUUUGUCUUACCUGGGAGUGGCCCAGUGAAAACCAUUCCUCAAGCGUCUCCUAUAAAGCUUGUGGAGUUGAUCGCCCUCUUCUGUUGAUCAGGAAGAAAUUCAACCGUGUAAAGUGAACGACAGAAUCACCUGGUGGACUUUCUGCCUCCCUGUUCUCCUUAAAGCCACAAUCUGCUCGUUUGCCAAAGAAAAUAAACCUACAGGAGUUUGCUGCAGAGACAUGUUGACACUUAUACUGCAAAAGAUGUAACUGCUGUGACACCACCCACCUAUCAUUCAGAGCAGUCACACCCUUAAACAAACUUGCUUUAAAUUUUAAUAAGUUACGCAAGUUGCAAGUUAUGCAAAAAAAAGUUUUAAACUCAUUUCUGAGGGAAAGCCAGUCCCAAAUGGCCAUUUGAGGAAAUAUUAUUGUUUAGAGUACUGACAUAAUAGGGAUUUGAUUAAGGUGUAGUUUUGAAUCCAUUUGUUCCACCCAACUACUCAAGUCUUUUAGAAUGGGCUUUAAACCAGUAAAUGUUCUAAAUUAUCCAGGUGCACAAAUGUUCCAAAGACUUCUGGUGAUGAUGGGAAAGAGGACUUUUUCAGUUCAUAUCUCAGAACGCAAAUAAUGAUUCAAAGAAUCAGAGCUCUCCAAUCUCUCAGCUUUUGUAUUAUUUGAUGGCUCUUUAAUGGCAGUUCUUUCCUAAAGAGGGUUUUUUCUACAUUCAUACAUGCAGUAUUUGGAUUUUGACAUAUUAGAAGAAAUAGCAAGAUAAAUCUGGUACAUGUGAGGGAUCUUUAAGUAACUGUGUAAUUCAAAUCAAAGCCCAUUAAGCAAUUA
This is a messenger RNA of Pundamilia nyererei, 4496 nucleotides long. Its product is annotated as cingulin-like protein 1. The record is from RefSeq and is a predicted model, not a curated record. Gene Ontology annotation, cellular component: myosin complex; bicellular tight junction. The transcript is spliced from 23 exons. Gene Ontology annotation, biological process: protein localization to cell-cell junction. The coding region runs from base 667 to 3336 and encodes 889 amino acids. NCBI's taxonomy places the organism in Eukaryota, Metazoa, Chordata, Actinopteri, Cichliformes, Cichlidae.